This is a messenger RNA of Symbiodinium sp. CCMP2456, 2388 nucleotides long. Lineage: Eukaryota; Dinophyceae; Suessiales; Symbiodiniaceae. The record is from the annotation of a GenBank genome assembly.
AUGCACCCGCUGGCUUCCUUCACUGCAUCUCGACGCCAAGCCCGAGCAGAUGUCGAUGUCUUGCUCUUUGCAGAGUUGCGUUGUCCUGGAAUGCCGAGAUGUGGUGUGCAUGUCGGCCUCUUCUGGAAUCCCACACACAUGACGCUGCCAGACUUUGUGCAGGAGCGCUUUGCUGUCUGCACCGCUUUUCCUUUGGACCUUCGCACGCUGGCUGCGCGCAUGGGUGUGGAACCGCCCAGCCUUUGGCGUUCAGUUAAUGCGGCGUGCGGCAGUCCUGCUGUCCUCGAAGCACUCGCCAAUCUGGAAGCGGCCUUCACCGACGCGGCCAUGUUCCCCGACGCCCAACUGUUCCACUCUCCUCGCGCACAAAGGUUUCCUCUUGAACUCGUGGGACCUCUGGCUGGCAACCUACAGACCGUGGACGUCUAUGCGAGCGCUUACCAGUACGGCCACGUACCCUUUCUCUUGAUUGCCGUCCUCCCCGACGUCGAUGCGGACCUGAGCUCUUCCGACACGUCUGCGGCAGGAGCCGUGUUUGUGGAUCGUGCCGGCCUGCCGCCAACAGCGCCGGACGCCUGCUCCGUCUCGUCCUCUACGUCCCCGACAUCCUUUCACCUGGCGGCCGGCGUGACUGGGCCUUUCUCAGUCAGUGACGAGGCCGAGACUGUGCCCUUCCCGGCCGAUGAGCUGCGGAGCCAUCUUGGUGCAGCGUUCGACCAUUGCGAGCUGGUGGCAGACACUCUUUCUGUGCCAAGCUCCUGGAUUUUGCUGGCGGAGGUUUGCGCCGCGGGCUUCUUGGCGCCUACUUCCAAGCUCCUGCCCGCCAAAACUGUCCCCAUCUAUCCAAUGCCGUGGGCUUUUGUUCUUCAUCCCGGCUCCACGCAGACCAGUGGUGUCAUGGCGACCUACGGUCGCGUCCUGCGACAAAUCGAGGUCUGGGAGAACGAGCGCCUACAGCAUGAGGCUCGACGUGACCAUGCCGCGCGUCUACAAGAGCUCCGUGGUCCUCCCGGCGAAGGAGAAGCGGACGAGUCCCAGCCCAAGCGGCCCCGCUUUAGCCCUCCGGCCGAAUUUCGGAUGGGCUUCACAUCGGGCUCCGUCGACGGCGUCAUUGGACGCAUGUCGGAGCCGCAAAAUGCUUCCCGUGCUGCGGCCUUCCUGCCCGAAGGCACGGUGUUCCUGAACUGGAUCUCCGAGCAGUCGGCAGGGUACAAAGGAUUGAUCACCCAGCUCACCGACCGUCUGAUCUGGGACAAGGUGACUGUGAAGGAGUUGAUGUCCGCUCUCGGGGACGCAGAUCCAUUAGGCUUCCGGGAAAGACUGCUCAUCAUGUACGAGCGGCCUCGGUUCCUUUCGUCGGUGGACAUUCGGGAUGCUUGCGCACGUAUUCCGGCAGACACCUUGCACGUUUGGCUAGCCAAAUCUUUCUGGCCGCUGCACUGUGUGCACACAGAAGGCCACAAGUUGGCUCCGUUCAAGCGCGACCUCAACUAUCCUUGGUUGGCCUACAAGCUGUCUGCAGAUGCUGAAACAGCGUUCUGGAAUCAGUUCGAUGCGAUGGCCCAAGAACAAGAGCGGCACUAUGGCACAGACCAGCAAGCGGCUAAGCGAGCCGGGAAAAACAAGACUCGUCAUGCGCGGCUGGCGGUGCCACUGCACAAUCUCGUGCAGAAAGCUGCUGGAGUCGAGCCAGCUGCGUGGUCCUUCGAUGUAUCGGUCAAUGCUGCUGCUGCGAGCGUGCUCCUCAGCCGCUACAUGGACGAAGUCUUUGCGAAGUUGGACUUGCUUCGCUCGCGACCUGGUGCUGCGCCUGCUGCUGGCGCUGCCUCUGCACGCCCUCCUGUGCCUGGCGGUCGCUCGCCCGUCAGUGUCCAGUCCGCAGCGGUGCAAGCGGUCCUGGCUACAAACUCGUUAUCCAGCCUGCUGGCGAACAGCGACAUGAAUGCGAUCCUGAUUAUUUGCCGUGCCGUCUGCGAGUCCCAGAAGCACCCCUGCUUCCGCAUCCCAGACCUCAGCCAGCUCAAGGCAGUCAAAGCUCUCAACAAGCCCGCCGCCGAGCUAGGUCCGCUGGGGCAGCGUGCUUUCAAGGCACUCGACUUGCUGGGGCUCGGGGUCGCCAGCCUUAGCACCAACACGGGUGGCAUCAAGACUGUGUACUUCGCCAAGCUGCCGCAGGAGCGGCAACAGCAUCCCCUGGUUCAGCAGUCGCCGACGCUGCUGCGUGCCCAAGCCUUUCACUGCCUGCCGCAACAGGCCACCGAAAGCUGCCGCCACGCAACGCAGCCGGUCAUUCAGUGGCCCGACCUGUCGGACGCGGCCACUGCUGCUCGUGUUCAAGCAGAGCAAACUUACUUGGCUGCACAGCUGCAGCCGCCGCCAGCUGCUUGA